This is a messenger RNA of Ceratotherium simum simum (southern white rhinoceros), 1317 nucleotides long. The record is from RefSeq and is a predicted model, not a curated record. Lineage: Eukaryota; Metazoa; Chordata; Mammalia; Perissodactyla; Rhinocerotidae.
AUGGGCGGGCGAGCCAACAAGCAUGGUGUGCGCGCAGAGGCGGGGCCAGGGCUCACCCGAGCCACACCCACGUCCGCCCCGCCCCCAGGCAUCCUCUUUGCCCGCUAUGGGCGCGCCUGGCGGGAGCAGCGGCGCUUCUCCGUGUCCACCCUGCGCAAUUUCGGCAUGGGCAAGAAGUCACUGGAGCAGUGGGUGACCGAGGAGGCCUCGUGCCUCUGCGCCGCCUUCGCAGACCAGGCCGGACGCCCCUUUAGCCCCAACGCCCUGCUGAACAAAGCGGUGGGCAACGUGAUCGCCUCCCUCACCUUUGGGCGCCGCUUCGAGUACAACGACCGGCGCUUCCUCAAGCUAUCGGACCUCGCAAAUGAACAACUGAAGGAAAAUUCUGGCUUUCUGCCCCAGGUACGGGGGAGGAAGGCCCCAAGGAGCCCUGUGGGCAAGCCCCAUGCACAGGGAGGACCCAGGGCCCCACAUCUGUGGCCUGCACAGGUGGUGCACGCCAUACCAGUGCUCCUGCACAUCCCGGGGCUGGUCGACAAGGCUUUUCCUGCCCAGAGGGCCUUCAUGGCCCUGGUGGAUGAGCUGGUUGCUGAGAACAGGAUGACCCGGGACCCGGCCCAGCCUCCCAGAGACCUGACUGAUGCCUUCCUGGACGAGGUGGAGAAGGCCAAGGGGAACCCCGAGAGCAGCUUCAAUGAUGAGAACCUGCGCCUGGUGGUGACUGAUCUGUUCUUUGCUGGGAUUGUGACCACCUCGACCACGCUGGCCUGGGCCCUCCUGCUCAUGAUCCUGCACCCGGAUGUGCAGUGCCGUGUCCAACAGGAGAUCGAUGAGGUGAUAGGGCAGGCGCGGCGACCAGAGAUGGGGGACCAGACCCACAUGCCCUUCACCAUGGCUGUGGUCCAUGAGGUGCAGCGCUUUGGGGACAUCAUCCCACUGGGCUUGCCCCACAUGACAUCCCGCGACAUUGAAGUGCAGGGCUUCCGCAUCCCCAAGGGGACGGGGCUUUUCACCAACCUGUCCUCGGUGCUGAAGGAUGAGACCGUCUGGAAGAAGCCCUUCCGCUUCCACCCCGAGCACUUCCUGGACGCCCAGGGCCGCUUCGUCAAGCAGGAGGCCUUCAUGCCCUUCUCAGCAGGCCGCCGCUCGUGCCUCGGGGAGCCCCUGGCCCGCAUGGAGCUCUUCCUCUUCUUCACCUGCCUCCUGCAGCGCUUCAGCUUCUCGGUGCCCGCUGGGCAGCCCCGCCCCAGCGACCACGGUGUGUCUGGUGUACUGGUGACCCCCUCCCCCUACCAGCUCUGUGCUGUGCCCCGCUAG